AUGCCGCCGACGCGAACAGCUAAGUCGGACGAGGCCAGGAAGGCAGCGAAUGCUGCAGUGUACGGAGUGAGGCCGGGCUUCCAGGGCGGGCCACCAGCUCUCCCCGGCGCGUCUUACGCGACACUGGUGGGCCACUUCGCGUCCGGCUCACAUGCGGAGGUACCCUAUGAUCCAUUCACCCCGGGCAACAUCAAGGCAGAAUAUCCCAUGUCAGUCAAGGCCGAGCCGCAGUUCGAUCAAGGAAAACCUGUAUCUCAAUUCGCCUCAGACGCCGCAGCUGCUGUGCAAUUCGACGCCGAUGACUUCAGCGACGAUGAGUAUCUCAGCUUCAACGAAACAGCACCGGCACCGAAGAAGACCUUCAAGCCGAAGGCCGCAAGAGCACCGCGACCCACAGGACCCAGAGGAUCUGUCAGCGCUUGCUUCCGAAUUGAUGGCGAGUGGCAGAACCAGCGUGUCGAAUGGCUCGGCCAUGCCACGAGGGCGGUGAUGUUUCGAGACAAAUUAACGCCGGCACACAUUGACACGCUGCUCUCCUUCAAGGAAACCUGCGAACGCCUCACUUCAUUCAGCUUCGACUAUCACGACGUCGACUAUGAUUCUACCAACUCUGCUACGGAGCUUACUGACGACGAUGUCAUCAAGAUAGCCCAUGCCUGUCCUAAGCUGAAAAUCAUUUCCCUCCCAGGCACAUCGGGCCUCACAGAAAAGGCAUUUCUUGCGCUGUGCAAAUAUUGUCCCGACCUCACAAAUCUGCACAUCAGUACUGCCUCGAGAAAUGAGUCGAAUACGGGCCACAACAUAGUAUUUGAGGCGCUGACAGAUCAUCCGGAGUGGGUGCCAAAGUUGAAGGAGCUUCGUAUCGCGAAGAUGAGCUGGACAAGCAGCGUACUGCGAGUUCUGUCGAAGGCACGACCGAAGCUCCACAUUGUACUUGUAUCAACCAGAGAGGAAAAGAAAUGGGGUGAUUGGGAGUUGGUACACUCUCAGUCUGAGUGGUGGAAUGGAAAGUGCCAGGACAGGUCCGGAGUGGCUAAGAGGGAGCAAAGGAGAUUCAACCAGUCCAUUGAGAAUGGCUAUUGGUAG
Messenger RNA from Colletotrichum costaricense, 1086 nucleotides. RefSeq lists its product as uncharacterized. The coding region runs from base 1 to 1086 and encodes 361 amino acids. The record is from RefSeq and is a predicted model, not a curated record. Lineage: Eukaryota; Fungi; Ascomycota; Sordariomycetes; Glomerellales; Glomerellaceae. The transcript has 2 exons.